UGGUAGUAGAGUGCACAUCUCUAGCUAAACAGCUGAUCUGCAUUGUGUUGACAAAAAUUGUUUUUAUUGGUGUUUGGUUUUAGAAAAGCUAAAAAUGCUAACUUCCAUGGUUAAGGAGCACCACAAGGAGCAAGUGAAGCGAAAACAAGAGCAGGAGGUGCGACGCAAGGAGGCCAUAGAAGCCUCCAAUGAGCUCACCCAAUCUCUGGUAGACACCCUGAAUGUGGGCGUGGCACAGGCCUACUUGAACCAAAAGCGUCUGGACGCGGAGGCCAAGCAGCUGCACAUGGGUGCCACCAACUUCGCCAAGCAGACGCACCAGUGGCUGCAGCUCAUCGACAACUUCAGCAGUGCCCUGAAGGAGCUGGGCGAUGUGGAGAACUGGGCCCGAAGCAUUGAGGGAGACAUGCAUGUAAUAAACCAGAGCCUGGAGCUGGCCUACAAAGCUUCGCGAGCGGCCCAGGCUACUGGAGCUCCUGUGGAGGCCUCAACUUCAGCCUCGGCAAAUCCUAAGCCCAGUGCCACAUGAGUAUUUUUAGGUUUAGUCUCUAAGCAUUUUGUCAGAUGAUUUAUAGUUGGAUUUUACACGUAUCCUAGGAAAGAUCCUUUCUGUGUCUAUAAGGGUUUCCAGGUUACAAACUGCUUCCUUUAAGAGCCCUUUCUAUUAAAACUUAAGUAACAGUUAUGUAAAGAAUUAUCGCCAAUAAUUUCA
Drosophila gunungcola (fruit fly) is the source of this 712-nucleotide messenger RNA. RefSeq names its product biogenesis of lysosome-related organelles complex 1 subunit 1 (gene Blos1). Lineage: Eukaryota; Metazoa; Arthropoda; Insecta; Diptera; Drosophilidae. The record is from RefSeq and is a predicted model, not a curated record. The transcript is spliced from 2 exons. Gene Ontology annotation, cellular component: BLOC-1 complex. Gene Ontology annotation, biological process: endosomal transport. Bases 95 to 529 code for a protein of 144 amino acids.